This is a messenger RNA of Vespa crabro (European hornet), 3694 nucleotides long. RefSeq lists its product as uncharacterized. The transcript has 3 exons. The record is from RefSeq and is a predicted model, not a curated record. Lineage: Eukaryota; Metazoa; Arthropoda; Insecta; Hymenoptera; Vespidae. Bases 609 to 1106 code for a protein of 165 amino acids.
UAGCCGCGCGUACUCGAGGUAAAUACGUGCGUGUGUAUAUAUAUAUAUACAUACACAUAUAUACAUAUGUAUCUCAGUUUCGCGUCGUCGUUUCGCGACGUAGCCAAAGGGGAACGAGAGAAGUGCGCGUACGUCGAUAAAUAAGAGAAUAAUAAAAGUAAGAGAGAGAAAGAGUGAGAAGAGAAGAGUAGAAAAGAGAAAGAGAGAAAGAGAGAGAGAGAGAGGGGGGAAAAAACCCGAGUUGUGCGCGUAUCUCGCUAGUGGAGUUUCUUCCUCGUUUGAGAGGAAUCAUUCUCUUUUCCUUUCUUUUAUUGUUCAUUAUGCGAAUUAAAAGAUAUUCGUAACUUUGAUCUACGUUGUGUUGUAACAGUGAUUGGGAAGGGGAAUAAAAAAAAAGAAGAGGAGAAAACAAAAUACAGAAAAACCCACGCACGUUUACACAUACACACAUACGAGAGAGAGAGAGAGAGAGAGAGAGAGAAAGAGUGAGAUUGAGUAGAGGAGAGGAGAGAUACGCAAACACACAGUGGAGAAAAAGUAGAAGUAAAUAAGCAAGAAAAGGGACGAAAAACGACGACACGGUGGUGUUCCGCUUGGGAAGUCGAAAAAUGCGAAGGGGACGAAGCGUCGCGUUACACCGCCUCCUCGUCGUCGUGGCCCUGCUCUCUCUUUCUGCGGCUGCCUACGCUUUGCCAGCAGGUAACAACAACAAGCGAUCAAGGACGUGCGACAUCUCGAGCGUGGAGACAUCCUGUGCCAAGAAUGAAAGAUGUGUCCAGAAAAAGAUCAAUGAUCAGAUAGAAUCGUUGUGCGACUGCGAACAAGGUUACGAAUACGUAAAGGAUGAUGAGUGCAAGCUUAGUGUAUCGCAGAUUCUAAUCAAUUCGACAACGUUCAGACCAGAUUACGCAGAGGAUUCAGGAGGUAGCUCAGUAGCCGCCGGUCUUUUGAUACCAACUUUCCUCAUAAUAAUUGGCGUCAUACUAUAUUUCGGUGCGAGACGAUAUAGUUGGCUCCAACGAUUUCGACAAUACCGGCAACGUCGUUACGGCAACGUCCUAGUCACAAGAGACGACGAUGACGAUGACGAUCCUCCAAUAGCGUAAGAAAAGAGAAAAAAUGUUUGGAAAAGAAGUAAAUAAGAGUAAAAGAAUAUGUGUAUGUGUAAAACGAGAGAAAAAAAGAAAGAAAAAAAGAAAAGAAGAAGAACGCUUUGAUCGAGACGCACCUGCUCGCCAUGAUAAGAUAGAUCGUCAUCGAUAGAUGUCAAAAUAUUUAUAUACAUACUACAAUAUCGAAUAUUUCGAUCGUCAGCAAAGUAUAAUAAACAUCGCGUCGUACUUUUGUAUAUGCGCAUUUUUGUAUGCCACUUUCAUUUUUGAAUUUUUCUUCUGUAUAAUUUUUUUUUUCUUUUUUAUAUAUACACGAGUAAUAACAAGAUACGAUCGAACAAUAACAAUUAUCGAACAUGGCAGGUGAAACGAAUCGAGAAGCCAAAUGUAAAGAGGUACUUGAGUGAGAAAUGAUUUUUUAAAUACCUUUUUCAAUAUCAGCGGUAUGUGCCUUUUCUUACGGCUAAUCCACCUCUAAUAGUACCGUUUGUAAUUUUUUGAUUAUUGACUACUCGUUUCUCAUUCAAGUGCAGCUAUAUCUAUAUUUAUAUAAAAUAUAUAUAAAUAUAUAUAUAUAUAUACACAUAUAUAUAUGUAUAUAUAUAUAUAUACAUAUAUAUAUAUACACAUAUAUAUAUGUAUAUAUAUAUAUAUAUAUAUAUAUAUAUAUAUAUAUAUACACAGACAGACAACAAACAUACAUAUAUAUAUAUUAAAAUUGGGUGCGAUGCGAUGAGCUGCCCAUUUGAUAUUCUCCUUAAGAUAUACUAUCGUCGAGUGCAUGAUUUUUUAUAUUAAUAUUUGUAUGUUUGUAAAUUUGAUGUCAACAUAAAUAUAUAUAUAUAUAUAUAUAUAUAUAUAUAUAUAUAUAUAUAUAUAUAUACAUACACAUAUAUAAAUAUAAAUUCGAGACAAUUAAUGAAAGUAACACGACGCGUUCUAUUAUAAACAAGAUGGGAACUAUAAUAGAAUUAUGUUUAAUAUAGUUGUUUUUCAUUUUCGAUAUGAUUGCGAAUUUCUGUAUUCAAUAAUGCAAUGAAUACGAAACACGUAACGCGAUUCUCUGUAUCUGUUUUAUAACGUAUUGAAUUCAUUAUCGAAUAUUAAGUUCUAAUAAAUAUGUUAAACACUUUGGCUACUUAGAAUAAUGUAUUUUUUCUUUUUUUGGUACAAUGAACUAAGCAUAUUUUUUGUACGAUAUGAUUCAUUGAUUAAUAACUAACGACACUAUUCUUGUCGGAAUCGCGUUACGUUCGAUGAUUGAAUAAUUAUUUUCUUUAUGUAGUCUUGUUCCUUAGAAAAUAAUUUUAAAUUCGGUUGAUUCACAACGAUGUUCGUUUUAACAAAUGUUAUCGUUUACCAAAGAAUCGGUGAAUUCAAAUGUAGCCAUUGGUUCCUUGUCGAAUGGACGUUGCGAAAUAAUGAUAUUUAAAAAAAGAAAAAAAAAGGAAAAAAGAUAUAAAGAAAAAGAAUAGAAAGAAAGAAAAGGAAAACGAGAGGAUAAGAAAACAUUAACGAGAAGUUAACUUUUAAAUUACAAGACAUAUGGGAACAUACACCAGUUAAAUUUUAAAUUACAAGACAUGUGGGAACAUACACCAGCUUUUAUACCAAAACUAUAUUGAAUUUCAUAAUCAUGCUCAAUGUCCUUUUCUCUGUAAUAUAAUAAAAAAAAUUUGUAAAUAUUCCUUUUUAACAAACACGGCAGUAUAUUUCUUGCCAAUAAUUCAUGUCCUAUAUUGUAAUCUAGAAGAAGAUUAUAUUCUUAAGGUGCACGAGCUUCCGCUCGCAGAUAAUAAUCGUGGAGCACUUGCGACAUAUUACAUUUAUACGUAUAAUAUGUAUAAUUAUAUAUAUGCAUAUAUAUAUAUAUGUAUAUAUGUAUAUGUGUGUGUAUAUAUGUACGUUCUUGAGCAUAUACAUACGUAUGUAUAUUCACGCGCAUGUAUAUGUGAUUCGUGCAGCAUGUAUGUGUGUGUGUGUGUGUGUAUACAUAUAUGUAUGUAUGUAUGUAUGUAUACGUGUACAUACGUGUAUAUGCGUGUAACCUAUUCUUGUACUCUAUCAUUUUUGUACAGAAAUAAGCAUUAUAAGCAAGAUAGAUAUAAAUUCUGAUUUUUAUGCGUAGAUAAAAGCGGAUGUUCGUCUGUAUUAUGGCAAGAUUUAAUAUUUUUAUAGUUCGCAAGCCCAAACUUUAGUGAUUACGAAUGGUACUCGCGAAUUAUUAUUAUUAUUAUUAUUAUUAUUAUUAUUAUUAUUAUUAUUAUUAUUAUUAUUAUCAAUUAUUAUCUUUAAGUUAUCUAUUUUCCGCGUCGAUUUAUAUUCUGUAAUAAAAAGAAAUUAAUUAAUUACGCGAGGACUCUUUUGUUUAUUUGUUGUAUCGUGCAUGUAUCAGGUUGUUGUCAUUGUUGCAUUGCAGUGAUUUGACUGAAUAACGUAAUAUCGUAACUGUUAAUUGUUUUUAGCAAUAGCCAUGCAUACGCAAAUCUUCAUUGAAACAUGUUAUACACUUGUUACAGUAUUAUACAUCCCUGUUUCGUCGAGAUGGUCUUAUAAAUAAUUAUUUUUGAGCUUCCUUUGAA